AUGGCCCAGAGCACCCAGCUCCCACCCAGCUUUGAGGAUGUUUUUCAUAUGCUAUCCCAGAUCCCUCAAGAAAAACUCCUGAACCUCAAACAUAAACUGAAGCACUUGGUAUUUGGGCCCAGCAGCAAACUGCUUCAAGCCAUGGUUCUGCUUGCUCUGGGGCAAGAAAUGGAGGCAAGAAUUUGUUUGGAUGCCUUGCGAGAUAACCGGGCAGCCCAGUAUGUCCACCAGACCAAGCUGGGUGCUGCAGGAGUGCAGGGAGAUGGGGAGGAUUUGCAGCCUCCCAAGCUGGAUGCAGGUGCCAUGGAGCUUCUGGCACAGAUCUACGCAGUGCUGGUGAAGGAGAAACUGUGCAGCCGUGAAGCCAUGGAGAAAGCCUGCCAGGCUGCCAGGGAAGCCUGCAACGGCAGCAAGGAGACUCCACCGGGACAGCUCAGAAGCAUUCCACCCAGGGACCACGGAGAACAUGGCCCUGCUGCCAGCAGGGGCUCAGGUGGCAAAUGGCAGGCACCGAGAGCUGAUGCGGCCACAGGGCUUCUUUCCGCCGGACUUCUUCCAGCCACCCGAAACCACGAGGUGAGAAGUUCUCCAGUGGAGAUAGGAAUCAACUCGGACCUGUCCCACCUCUCAAGCCCGCGGAGUUUGCGCUCCGUGGAGAGCCCCUCGUCCUCCUUGGAGAAUCCCUCUUUCCCCAGUCACCUCGAGAUCAGCGCGUCACCAACAGUUGUUGUCCAGAGCCAGACCUGCCCCCCGGAGCGUGCUCAACAGCCUGAUGGGGACAGGCAGAGCCAUGGCCUGCAGGGAACAACCUGCACCAGCCCCAGCUCUCAUCCUGCCCAAGUCCUCCAAGUGGAGAAAGCGCCACAGGCCAGUUCAUGUCACCCAGUUGCCCCAGCUCCUGACAUGCAGCUGCCCACGAUGGGUGCUGUGAACCAACCUGUUGAAAGCAGUGAUGCCUCCAGCACAGUGGCAGCAGAACCUCAGGCACCAAAAGAAAACGCAGACAAAAAGCAAGGUGGAAAGCAAUCAUCUACGGGUCUUCCUGCCUCAAGGGCUGCAGCGGAUGCUGGUCCUGCCCACGUGUCCACGGAGGAGCCGCAUGUUCCAGGAGGCAUUCCUUCUAACUCUGCAUCUGCUGCCAUUUCAACUCGUUCGCUUCCUCCUCCUACCUAUGCCUUCUCCUCAACCCUUCCCCCUCUUCAUGGGCCUCAUUCCAACUUGCCGUACCCCCCGCGCUCCCACUCAUCCCCCUCUCUUGCCUGGCCUCCUUCUCUCCAAACUGCAGAACCAGGUCCCACAUCAGAGCCAGAUGAUGAAAAGUUCUUCACUUUCGUUGUCCUGCAUGCUAGUGAAGAUGAGAUUGUUGCCCAUCGGGUUAAGGACCUGCUGGAGAACAUGGGGGUUCCCAACGGCGCUACGCUCUGUGAGAACUUUGCCAUUGCUGGACGCAGCCAUAUGACUUGCUUCCAGGAUGCUAUGGAAAACUCCGCUUUCAUCAUCCUGCUGCUGACCAAGAACUUCCCGUGCGACCUCUGUAUGUUUCAGACAAACACUGCUCUGAUGGAGUCCAUCAAGAAUCCAUUCAAGUGUGACUCAGUCAUCCCUUUUAUACCCAAGGAGAACCCCCUGCAGUGGAGUCAUGGUUGGCUUACACCUUUGGAUGAGAAAUCUCCUGGCUUCGCCAGGACAGUGCAGAACACCUUUACCACCAACAGGAUCAACAAGAAGAAGGAGUCAUGGGACCUGCUGCAGAGAAAGAAACUACAGCUGCAAGAGGAGCGGUACCGAACGCUGCAGAACAUGGCUACCCUGAACCUUGGUGGCUCCAUCCCUCCCUCAGCAACACGGUCCCCACUGCUGGAGCAACCCCCCCGACAGUGGUGCCCCCCGGCUGGAGGUGGCUGCAGACCUGCCCACAUGGGUUCUCCUCCUGUCCAAGCCCCCUCAGGCCACUACAACGUGCUGCCAGGCCCGGGAGGCAUCCCACCCCUCAUCAUCCAGAACGCCCGGAUGGUGCAGAUCGGGAACCACAACGUGAUGCAGGUCGAAACUGUCACACCGGCUCCGGCGGGCACUGAGGAAGACUCCAGUGUGUGA
Nestor notabilis (Kea) is the source of this 2097-nucleotide messenger RNA. It is a transcript of the gene TICAM1, whose product is annotated as toll-like receptor adaptor molecule 1. The record is from RefSeq and is a predicted model, not a curated record. NCBI's taxonomy places the organism in Eukaryota, Metazoa, Chordata, Aves, Psittaciformes, Psittacidae. Gene Ontology annotation, biological process: positive regulation of canonical NF-kappaB signal transduction; TRIF-dependent toll-like receptor signaling pathway; lipopolysaccharide-mediated signaling pathway. Gene Ontology annotation, molecular function: protein kinase binding.